AUGGCAACCAAAGACGGAAGCACCUACUCGCCCGUGGGCCGUCUGUCCUCCGAGUCGGGCACCGGCUUCUUGACUGGCUCUCACCGUGAGCGGUCCCCGAGGCAGCGUACCUGGGCCGGCCCUCGCGUGACCCUUCUCCUCAGCGCAGCCCUACUCGUCAGCAACGGCAUCUGGGCUGGCAUAUUUGGUGGCUACAACAUAGCAUCAAAGCACGAGCACAUGUCGGCGUCACCAGAGAUGGACAUGCUCAACCACGCGGACCAUGACCGCCUGUCGACGGCCUUCCACUGGAACACGCCCUUCAGUGAUGAUAACAAAACCGUCUCGAACCCACUCUGGUCCGGGCUCUUUCCCCGAGGUGCGGGACUCGUCACCGUCGAGAAGGACUGGGCUACGGCACAACACCUGCCACAGAGCCUCGCCAACCCCGGAGACGACAACUCGUCCGUCUAUUUCGUUGCUGGAUUCCAUCAGCUUCACUGCGUGACCGUCGUCCGCGCCGCACUCUAUCACUUCAAAGAGGGCAAAGAGCAAACCGUUCCCUGGAAGCACGUCACACACUGCCUCGACAGCCUCCGCCAGCUCGUGCAGUGCAAGGCCGACGCCGCGCUGCUGUACACCGAGGACACCAACGUGUUUGGCGACGGCCAGAUCCACCAGUGCAACGACUGGACUGCGCUGACGAUUUGGGCCUCGGAUCAUGCUUUUGAGCAGCAACUCCCGCCAUCGCCAUGA
Molecule: messenger RNA, 735 nt
Organism: Dichotomopilus funicola
Lineage: Eukaryota; Fungi; Ascomycota; Sordariomycetes; Sordariales; Chaetomiaceae
Exons: 3
Coding region: 1-735 (244 amino acids)
Biological process (GO): mycotoxin biosynthetic process
Source: RefSeq, a predicted model, not a curated record